Messenger RNA from Melopsittacus undulatus (budgerigar), 6219 nucleotides. It is a transcript of the gene OTUD7B, whose product is annotated as OTU deubiquitinase 7B. Gene Ontology annotation, biological process: protein K48-linked deubiquitination; protein deubiquitination involved in ubiquitin-dependent protein catabolic process; protein K11-linked deubiquitination. Gene Ontology annotation, molecular function: DNA binding; cysteine-type deubiquitinase activity; K63-linked polyubiquitin modification-dependent protein binding. The coding region runs from base 394 to 2982 and encodes 862 amino acids. The record is from RefSeq and is a predicted model, not a curated record. Gene Ontology annotation, cellular component: cytoplasm; nucleus. The transcript is spliced from 12 exons. Lineage: Eukaryota; Metazoa; Chordata; Aves; Psittaciformes; Psittaculidae.
CUGCUCCAUGUGGAUGGUGACACAGCACAUCCCGGAGGGAAGCGUGGUGCCGGGAGCUGAAAGAUGCCAGUGUUCCCUGCCCGGCGGGGGUUGCUUUCACCGGGAGCACCGGCAGCGCCUCAGCCCCAUGUCUCACCCACAUAGCUCAGCCCUUGCAUCACGGCAGAGGCGUUGCUGGGCUCCGAGAUUCCUGAGGACAUCGAGGUUCCUGCAGCCAGGAAUCACGGUUCCAAGCAGCCUGGACACUGCUGUCGGCUCCAGGGCUUGGGCAACACCUGCCCAUGGACACCUCUGAGUGCUGCUGACACCGGGAGCAGACUGAUGCCGAGGUGCUGAUCCGGGCGCUGCCGAUCCCAAGCUGCCGGGAAGGAUCCAUGAGCCACGACCUCGGCUAUGGACAUCGUCCUGUCGGAUUUUGUGCGCUCAACGGGGGCAGAGCCAGGACUGGCCAGAGAUCUCCUGGAAGGCAAGAACUGGGACCUGAGCGCAGCCCUCAGUGACUUCGAGCAGCUGAGGCAAGUGCACGCAGGCAACCUGCCCCAUUCCUUCAACGAGGGCCGCCCCUCCAGACCCCCCGAGAAGGAGACACCACGUCCCGGGCGGCCGCCGCUGCAACGGCAGGAUGACAUCGUGCAAGAGAAGCGCCUGUCCCGAGGCAUCUCCCACGCCAGCUCCACCAUCGUGUCCCUGGCGCGCUCCCACGUCUCCAGCAACGGCAGCAGUGAACAUCUGCUGGAGAUGCCCAUCUGCACCUUCCAGCUGCCUGACCUCACCGUCUACACCGAGGACUUCCGCAGCUUCAUCGAGCGGGACCUCAUCGAGCAGUCCAUGCUGGUGGCCCUGGAGCAGGCUGGUCGCCUGAACUGGUGGGCAAACGUGGAUCCCAGCUGCCAAAGGCUGCUUCCCUUGGCCACCACGGGAGAUGGGAAUUGCCUGCUCCACGCUGCCUCCCUGGGGAUGUGGGGUUUCCAUGACAGAGACCUCAUGCUCCGCAAAUCCCUUUACACCUUGAUGGAUAAAGGCAUGGAAAGGGAAGCCCUGAAGCGGAGGUGGCGUUGGCAGCAAACACAGCAGAAUAAGGAGUCUGGCCUGGUUUACACUGAGGAGGAGUGGCAGAAGGAGUGGAAUGAGCUGAUCAAGCUGGCAUCCAGUGAGCCCCGUGUGCACUACGGCACCAACGGCAGCGGCUGCGGAGGUGUGGAGAGCUCGGAGGAGCCAGUGUAUGAGAGCCUGGAGGAGUUCCAUGUCUUCGUCCUUGCCCACGUCUUGAAGAGACCCAUUGUGGUGGUGGCAGACACGAUGCUGCGGGACUCGGGGGGAGAAGCGUUUGCCCCUAUUCCCUUUGGAGGGAUCUACCUUCCCCUGGAAGUCCCAGCCAACAAAUGCCAUCGUUCUCCAUUGGUACUGGCUUACGACCAAGCCCAUUUUUCUGCCCUGGUAUCCAUGGAGCAGAAGGAAACCACAAAGGAUCAAGCCGUGAUCCCACUGACAGACUCCGAGCACAAGCUGCUCCCUGUGCACUUUGCUGUGGAUCCCGGGAAGGAGUGGCAGUGGGGGAAGGAUGACAAUGACAAUGUCAAGCUGGCCAGCGUGACGCUCUCCCUGGAGGCAAAGCUGCACUUGCUGCACAGCUACAUGAAUGUGAAAUGGAUCACGCUGCCUUGUGACACGCAGGCACCUUUGGCACAGCCGGAAUCCCCCACGGCCUCCGCUGGUGACGAUGCUCGAUCGGCUGCCGAGUCGGGAGAGUCGGACAAGGAGUCUGUCUGCAGCAGCUCAGCCAGCAACGGGGGCAGCAGAGCCUGCAAGGACAAAGAGAAACCAAAGAAAGACCGGGAAAAGGAUAAGGAAAAGGAUAAGAAACGGGCGGACUCGGUUGCCAAUAAACUGGGCAGCUUUGGGAAGACUUUGGGGAGCAAGCUAAAAAAGAACAUGGGUGGCUUGAUGCACAGCAAAGCUCCCAAGGGUGGUGUGAGCAACGAGCAGGGAGAUACCUUGGAGAAGAAGAAAAAAGGUUCCUUGAAGGCAAGGAAAGGCAGCAAAGAGGAAUCUUCCCAAGGAGAUUUGUCAGCUCCUGUGGAGAAAACCUGCCCGCGUAAAGGAACCCCGGAAAAGCCAUCGGAUCCCUCCAAGUACAGCAACGACGUGAGGCUGAGCCUGAGCAUCCUGCGGGCUGCCAUGCAGGGAGAGCGCAAGUUCAUCUUUGCCGGCCACCUCAAGACCAGCAACCGGCACCAGUACCAGGAGGAGAUGAUCCAGAGGUACCUUCUGGAUGCUGAGGAGCGCUUUAUGGCCGAGCAGAAGCAGAAGGAGGCGGAGAAGAAGGCGCUGGGCAGCGCUGCCCCUGCCAAGAAGCUGGAGCAGGAGGUGAACACCCAUAAGGGUGAGGAAGUGAUGCUCAACCCCGCUUACCCCCAGCCUCCCCCUGCGUACACCAUCCAGACCCCGGAGGUGGCCAUAGGUGCUAAAAUAGCAGCUUUUCCCUCUGGUUAUUCGGGAGUUUUCACCUUUCCCAGACCUUCCAUGGUCAACAGCAUGGAAGGGUCACAUCCCCCCAGCUACCAAGACAGCAGGCGGCAGGUAGCAGGGGGGUCCUGCACCAACCUCCCUCCCUACGCCACCUUACCCAGGCACUGCACCCAGGCCCGGCCAAACCCCUACCAAACCAGCCCUUCCCACCUCGGGAGGUUCUCCCCCACGGACAUGGACAUCCAUCCCACCUUCCCACCGGAGUGCAAUGGCUCAGCCUGCCUCCCCCCGCACAGCAACGGCUACCGGGAAUACCUGGAGCAGGACGGCUCGCAGAGAGGAACCCUGGCAGACAGAGCUAAAAGCAGAGUCCUUUAUAACGUGCAGCAGACCAAAUGCAAGCAGCCGAACUGCAGUUUUUAUGGACAUCCAGAAACUGGGAAUUUCUGCUCCUGCUGUUACAAAGAGGAGCUGAAACGCAAGGAGCGGGAGGCUCUGGUGCACAGGUUCUGAGCGCUCUGCCCCAGCGCUGAUCUUGAGACCCAUAAAGAUGGGGAAUGCAAUAAUAGAUAUCUAUAUAUAUAUAUGAUGGUUUUUAACACACCCCCACCCUGCUCCUCUCCCUCUCUGUGGAAGGAGGGAGCAGGGAUUUGGCUGGUUGGGAUGAGAAGCGGCAUUUGGCUGGUGUGAUGGAAGUGAUGCAGGAGGGAGAGGGGGAGAGGAAAACCAUCCUCCCCUCCGGAAUUCCCUGCCAGGAGGAGGAGGAAGCUUUUCCAGAGGCUUCUCCUGGCGUCUGGGGAGGGAGCACAGGGUGGAAGUUGGGGGGGAAUCCUUCAAGAAACCAGACCAAAGCUUUGGGAGCACAGGGAGCAGAGCCCGGCCGGGCCCUUCCGCCGGCCUCGGAUGUCACUGCCCAGAACCCAGCGGCAACAGCCCCAGUUUGAACGUCACAAACCUUGGGAUUGUGACCUUGGAAUUCCAGCCGGUUUCAUUUGUGUUUCCUUUGGCUGGUACUGAGCAAAACGUGGUUGGAACCGGACAUUGUUGGGUUUGGUUCUUCAGUUGAACUCACCCGAGCCCGGCCCCGUUGGAUGUCUCUGAGCAUCCUUUCGAGCGGGCUCAGGGCUCUGCCCUUCCAAGGGGCUCAACUUUAGGUUUAAAACGUUACUUUUCAACUCUUUCUUGGGGUGGGGGGGGACAGAGGGGGGUGCUCACAGUGCUCGAGUGGUUUUGAGUUUCUUUUCCCUGCAGAAGUACUGUGCAAAGCCGUUGUGUCCGCGCUACGGCCGCCCCGGCUUAGGACUGAGACAAGAACCAAGGUCAGUGUCUCCAGCCAGCAAUAACCAUCGGUGUGGGGAAGUGGGAGAGGACAAGGAGCAUCCCGGAGCGCCGGGAGGUAAAUCCACAAGUGUCCAUGGACACAACCCCCCGCGAUAACUCUUUCUACUUGAGCUACUUCUGUACUACCUCUGUUCUGCUGAAUCGAAUUAACUCGGCUCCAUUUUGCUGAGCCACAAUAACUGACCUUAGGCUGAGGAAUAUUAAAGGAUAUUUUUGAUAAUAGGGCUAAAAAGAGUGAACCCUGAAGUCCAAGCAAACCUUUAACUCGCUCACACGCUCCAUGUGGUCCCCUCCAUCCCCUUGUCCCCCCCAUCCCAGCCCCGCUCCCGUCGCACAGGGUGGGUUUCAUUGAGCACUGCGAUGUUUGCACACAUCCUUGGGGUUAGGUUUGGAACUGCAGCUCCCGUCUCCAUCCUGGCUCAGCGUUUUCCCACUGGGAAUAAACCCUGCCCGAAACUGAUCUAAGCUUUACAACAUUCCCCCUUUUCUGUUUCUGGGGUUGUUUUGUCCGAAGGCAUCAAACUAUGCAAAUCCCUCCUAACCCACUGCCCAGCCUGGUGAUAAGGGCUUAGAGAGCCAGGCAGAGGAGGCGAAAGUGUACUUAGCACUGGGGAAUCACCCGAAGCCUUAUUCUCCCAAGUACCCCAAGGCUUGGCUCUAACCUACAUGAUUUACAGUUUAAUGUGUAUAAAGAACCCAAUGAAGGCCUUUUGUAGAGGAGGAUGCGGGAAUGUGGUCCUGAUGCAUUGGAUCAAGCCAUGGGAGCUGCUUGUCGACAGGUUCUAACUACCCUGGUGAGGGUUGAGCUGUGAUUGAAGCAGUUCUCUUUGGGUUUAUUCAAGCCCCAAGUGUCAAUGAGCCUUGCCCAGCCUGAUGCAGAAGGAAUAGGUAUUAAAUACUGAGGGCUCUGUGCCAGGUUUUGCCUGCAAACUGCAGGAAUUCCCAUGUAUUCCAUCACAGGGAUGAGGAUGUGGAGCACCGGUUAAGUGCUGCAGUUGCCCUGCAGCAAUCUCUUGCUUCACCCCAAAUAUUAAAGCAUAGAAACCCCCAAAUCUCACUGUAAAGGGGGGUCACUUGGUUUCUAGACCAGAGAUUCCUCUUGUUUUGGGUUGGAAUCCCUCUUUUUCUUGGCAAUCCCUAUCCUGAUGGAUGCUGGAGCCUGUGUGGUGGGGAUUUUUGGACCCACUUUUGAUGAUGGUCCUGGCCUCUGAUGGUAGCAAAGUGCUGCUGGUAAAGCAGUGGGGGUUUAGGGGAGCUUUGCUUUAACUUGUCCAUGUGAUAGAGUUGUGAGGAAUAUUGUCCUGAAGGGGGAAACCCAGGGAAUCCAGCAGCAGGAAUCCAUCCUAGGGGAAAACCAUCCCAAAUCCCAUGUUACCGGAGCUGCUGUUACUCUUCCUCCUCCUGAGGACGAGUUUUUGGGGGUGCUCUGUGUUCCUGUGGGUGAGGUUUGCCUGUACGGAGGUCUGAGGCCAGGAUACGGGUACAAAGCAUCCCCAUCCCAUGGGUUUUAUGGCAGUUAUUGGAAUUUGGGGCAGAAAACGACCCGAGUGAGGCUCAGGUGCCGGGGACAAACCUUUGCAGAGGGUUUUCCUAUGGAGAGCAGGGUUUUGGCUGUUGGCUUGAGCUGAACCCGUGGCACCUUCAGAACCACAAAGGAUUUUUUCAGGUCCUUUUUGUUUCCUUUCUGGUGAAACGUGGAAUUUUUUCUUCCUCUUUCUUUGUUUUUUGAAGGGAUUAUUAAAGACAAACUCUAUUUAUUGCCAGCAGAUAUUCCCCAUUCAGGAACACCCCUGUGGUGCAUUCAGCCCCAUCCCAAGGCCAGGUUGGACAGGGCUUGGAGCAACCUGCUCUAGGGGAAGGUGUCCUGGGUUGCAACUGGAGGAGCUUUAAGGUCCCUUCCAACCCAAACCAUUCCAUGAUUCCAAGCAUGGGACUGGGUGUUUCUGCUGGCACUAGUGUGGGAUUCAAUGGGGAGGGAGCAGCUCGUGCUCCAAAGCACCAAACCUGCCCCAAGGAGGGGUUUCUGCCAUGGGGGAGGCUGUGACCUGACUUUAAGUGCACUUAAUGGUGUGGUUGGAAGGAACCUUGAUGCCGUCAGGCCCUGGGUGUGGGGAAACCCCAUUGAAGAGCAUUGGAAUUGUGUGAAGGAGCGUUUGCCUUCACUGAUAGCCCUGGGGAAGGCUGAGGGGAUGCUCUGGUUCCCACUGACCCCGCACAAAGUGACCUGAAUUAACUCUGCAAUUGUUUUAUUCACCAAAACCCUCGUUUGGGUCAAUGAAAGCCUCGGUUGGUGAUUUCUGUCCUCUGUCCUCGUUGGGAGCAGCGGCCGGCGCGGCGCGGGCUGGACACUGCAUCCUUCCUUUGUGCUACCAUAGACUCACUGACAAUAAACCACGUUCAACUAACGCA